AUGUCUCUGUCAUUGGUUGAUGUAUUUACUUAUGCCAAGUGUGAUGUUAGCUCUCGAAGUGCCAUUGAAGGUAAGCAAAUAUUAAUGGAUUGUCAAAUUAUUGUAUGUGGCAAAAUUGAAAUGAAGAAUACUAUACAAAUUAAAGCCUUAAUUUUACAAACAUCACAUUUAAACGAUUUGCCACAUGAAGUGAAUGGUGAAUUGGUAAAUCAUUCUUUAAGUAUUAUUCCAUUUACUUGUAGUUGCAAAGCUGGCGCUUCAGAAUGCUGUAAGCAUGUAGUGGCUGUACUCCCGGUUUUGAACAGAAAUAAAAUUGCUGAUUUGGAAAGUUUUUCAUCAACUGACAUAAAAUGUCAAUGGUCAAAACUAAGGCAGCCAACAUUAACCAAGUACAAACCAUUACCCGUGGAUACAUUUGAUUGUUGCUACAAAAAAUCUAAAUAUUGA
This is a messenger RNA of Diuraphis noxia (Russian wheat aphid), 447 nucleotides long. RefSeq lists its product as uncharacterized. The record is from RefSeq and is a predicted model, not a curated record. NCBI's taxonomy places the organism in Eukaryota, Metazoa, Arthropoda, Insecta, Hemiptera, Aphididae.